UCAGUUGCUACGGACUCGAGAACAUGAACCACAUUCCUCAGAUGAGAGCCAAGUGUAGCUUCCUUCCUAGUCAAACUCUUUUUGAAUACUUGCAAUCGCCGGUAAGAACACUAUCGACGCACAAUUACGACUCAUACAGCCACGAUUCGUACUCGAUGAGAACAGAGCUGUCGUGCCUGAAAAUACAAGAAAUGGAGCCAGACAAUAUCAGCGUUCAGAUUCCAAUGAGAAAGGCCAGAAGUCUUCCACCUAUCAGACUGUCUAGGAGGCAGUCACCUGAAAGCUGCUUUGGUCAUACCAGUGAGGUUGAUAGGACUGAACGUUGUGUUCAUCAUUUGACUGUUCAACACAGAGAGAGGACUGAUGGUGCCAUUGGAAAGAAUGAUGUGAUGAGGAAGAGAUAUUUGGUGUGGGUUCCUACUCGAACUACGGCUACAGGAAGGAGCAGGCAUCAGUCGCUUCCUCUACCUAACAAACUAUCAAUUACAAGCAGAAGGUCACCAUGUUGCUGCCAUCAUAUCCACGUGGCUCUUCUUCCGAAUGGAAUGCUUGAGGAAACACGAGACAUGAACACUAGUAGUGCAUCGUCAGUCAUUAAUGCUCAUAGACUCCCAAAGGGAAAACAACUAGUUCGGUUCAGGCGAACUCCUCAGUUCUUUAGUCGACAUAAUAGCAAUGGGUGUGUUGCACAGGUAGACAGUAAUCACAACAGCCGUGGUUUUGAUGCAAGCAUCUCUGGUUCAAGUCUAGGUGAUGGAACUAAAUGGGUUUCACAGGCAAAAGAGCUGUAUGUGCAAUCACCAGUCAUCGAGGACGCUCCAAAAUCAAUAAAGCGACCGAGUCCUGUAUCACAUGCCUCAAAAGAAUCUCAGAGCAAACGACCUACUCCUCCAUUGCAAGCUGUUGCGAUUAAAAAUCUGAGCAGCCAAGCCGAGUUUCCAAUUACCACCAUCUCUCGGUUAUCAUUGUCAGCCGAGUUAUCUUCGGGUAGUCUGUCUUGUUUAGUAAGAGUGUGUGAUACAAGCAACAGGACACGUAAUGUGAUCAGUCAGGGAGGAAUGAAUUCGGAUACUUCAACCAGUCUAUCGAGAAUCACCCUCCCACAACUGCCAUUCAAAUCAGUACCGGAGUCAAGUAAUGGGCCUGCCAUUUCAGGCUCAACUAUAUCACUGAACACGAUUCGAGGCGGGUUUCAUAACCUCCAUUCGUCUGCUCACGUUGGACGGGCAACGCCGCCGUCACCUAUCGUCGAGGGCACGCAACUUUCACUGCAAUCGGCACAGAAAAUCAGUGUCGUUAUACCGUCAUCGCCGUCACUGGCUCCUGAUGAGGAUUCAAACGACGAGGACGGUGAGGACCCUCUCCCAGAGUCUGCUAUUAUGGUACAGUCGUCGGACGGAGUGAAUGUGAACGACUUCGAACGGACACAAUCCGUUUCACCUCCUCCCACCGCAACACCCCAGUAUCCCAACUUUACGCCAGAUGGUGUUCCUGCGACACCACGGCCUACGCCCGUAUCGGUCAUUCAGCCUGAGAUUACAGACGCUCACUAUUUGACUGAAAGUAGAGAGCAGCUGGAGCAGGGACAAAUAGAAAUCGAACCAUCUGCACUAGAAGAAUCCGAGAUAAGUACUAGCAUAGGCGAUGAAACAUCCGUACGAUUAUAGAAUUGAUGCGGCAG
Messenger RNA from Corticium candelabrum, 1681 nucleotides. RefSeq lists its product as uncharacterized. The coding region runs from base 24 to 1667 and encodes 547 amino acids. The record is from RefSeq and is a predicted model, not a curated record. NCBI's taxonomy places the organism in Eukaryota, Metazoa, Porifera, Homoscleromorpha, Homosclerophorida, Plakinidae. The transcript has 8 exons.